ACACUUUCUCAUUAUGGGCUUACACGUUUUCUGGCCUGCCACGGCCUGCCUGACUCUCUUCGUAGUUUGCAUUAUAAUCUUGCUGCUCAAGUACGGCGCACGUAUCUGCAAUUUGCGACACGAGGCGUUGCCGUCCGACGAAGAAUGGGAGGGCAAGGCGUACUCCAGGAAACUGUCCGUCUCCGUGGCGUGAGAACAGAUAGCACUGUCCCGAAAAUGUAUCCGGAUCGUGCAUUUUUUUUUUCAUAAAAGAAAAAUGUACGAUUAAAACUGCCGACUAGUAUUUUUGGCGACGUAAGUCGAACGUAAAUAACUUUCGAAAUAUUUAUAACUGCUUUUUCUGGGACACCUCUCACGUAUUGGCAAUAUUGACACAAUAUUGCAUAGACAGUAUUGGUCAUGUAAGUUAAAUCUCUUGAUGAUCUGAAAUGACAUUCCGUCCAUUUAUUAUAGUAUAAUAUUCGUACUAAUAUAUUUGUUAUUAACGGGCACACGCGUGCGUAUUCCCCCCUUUUUAAAAAUUAAUGCAAUUAAGAAACUUUUAUACAUGGAAUUUAUAAUGGAAAAUUACUUUACAGCGAGGCGCUGAAAAAGAAUGAUAAAUUUUACGUCCGUCCAUUUUUGAUAUUAUCAAAUAUACUUUUUAUUGGAAAUAAUUUUCUAAUAUGACAUCGAUAUAAUCGAGCACUUUUGUAAUUUUUGUAUCGAUAAAUUUUGCGAAUAAAAACACAUAUCAUAAAAA
Messenger RNA from Vollenhovia emeryi, 742 nucleotides. RefSeq lists its product as uncharacterized. The transcript has a single exon. The record is from RefSeq and is a predicted model, not a curated record. NCBI's taxonomy places the organism in Eukaryota, Metazoa, Arthropoda, Insecta, Hymenoptera, Formicidae. Bases 14 to 193 code for a protein of 59 amino acids.